This is a messenger RNA of Octopus sinensis (East Asian common octopus), 4377 nucleotides long. Its product is annotated as zinc finger protein OZF-like. The record is from RefSeq and is a predicted model, not a curated record. The coding region runs from base 805 to 2100 and encodes 431 amino acids. Lineage: Eukaryota; Metazoa; Mollusca; Cephalopoda; Octopoda; Octopodidae. Gene Ontology annotation, molecular function: DNA-binding transcription factor activity; RNA polymerase II cis-regulatory region sequence-specific DNA binding. Gene Ontology annotation, biological process: regulation of transcription by RNA polymerase II. The transcript is spliced from 2 exons.
ACAUACAUACAUACAUACAUACAUACAUACAUACGUACGUAUAGGUGCUUAUUAAUUAGAAUUAUGUAACUCUUAAUAAAAGAAGGCAAUUAUUGAAAUUGAGUAUACGAGUAUAUAUAUAACGGCGAAAUAAAAUCAAGAAUAUAUCCUUUGUCUUUUGUAUAUAUAUAGAUAUGUAGGACUCGUUCCCAUGUCAUUACUUCAAAACAAAGACCGGCACAAGAAAAAAUUCACGGACGGAAAGAGAGAAGAAAGAAAGAGGAAAUGAGUGAUUACAAUUAAUAAAUAAAUCAGAAAGGAAAUGCUGAAGAAUCCGCGAUAAAAAAUAGUACUGUAUCGAACCGAAUACUAAGCGAUGAUAUAAUGAACGAAAUGAAUUAAAUGUACUUUUAAGAUUUAAUUCAUGAUGAAAAUUUUCCAUUUAAGAAAAUAUGAAAAAUAUAAAAUAAUUAUAAUAAUGAUAACAAAUGAAGAUCAAGGAAACACAUUAAGGUAGUGGUAGUGGCGGCGACAGGUUCUCGUCUGCUCCUGCUUCUCUUACUAAUACUCCUAUACUAACUACUCCUUCCCCCCGACUUAUUUUCCUUGAGAUUCUGAUUCAUUUCCUUCCUGCCUUAUGUGCGUAUGACUACAUCGAUGUUGAUAGUCAGAAAAGAGCGGAAGUUUUGGUUGUGAUUCGGCAGGAACUCUGAUUAUUUAAACAAACGUGUUGUGCACUUGAAGAAAAAAGAUUCUGUAACAGAUUUUUCUGUACAUUACCUACCUUCCCCUGCCCUUCAGAAAAUUUUAAUCCAAAAUAGCAUUAUGGAUUCAGUCAGUCAAAAUAUUGCUGAUUCCUCACUAACACCAAAGAAUUUCAGCAGAAGCUUUAACCAAGAUAUGAUCACUAGUCAGAACAGAAAUGAUCCUUGCAAGUUCUAUGGUAUAUCAUAUACUGAAACUGCUUGUGCUGUAUCUGCAUAUAUUCCACCAGCAUCACAUCCUUUGAUACCCUCACAGUCAUUGGAUAAUAAUGGAAGUUUAAUGAUAUCAGUUACUUCACAGUCAGUACAUACUGGAGUGCUGCCUGCAUUACCGGAUGCAUCUUUACAACCUUCAUCUAAUUCAAAGGCAAUAAAUUCGAAAAAAUUAGAUCAGCCCAGGCCAUACAACUGCCAUUUUUGUUCAAAGAAAUUUUCACAGUCCGGUCACUUAACAAAACAUCUCCGAGUUCAUACUGGUGAGAAACCUUAUGAGUGCACUUUCUGCAAAAAGCGGUUUUCUCAGUCAAAUAAUCUUACUGCACAUAUGCGUACACAUACUGCCGAGAAACCUUAUGAAUGCCCUUGUUGUGGACUUGCCUUUUCUCGAUCUGACAACCUUGCAACCCAUGUUAGGACACAUACUGGUGAAAAAUGUUUCCCUUGUACGAUGUGUCCUAAAUCUUUUUCUCACUCUGGUAACCUCACCGAACACAUCAAAACACACACAGGAGAAAAACCAUUUGAAUGUGAAUACUGCAACAAGAAAUUUUCACAGUCAGGCCAUCUUACCAAACACCUCAGGAUUCACAAGGGAGAAAAACCCUAUACAUGUAACUUCUGCUCAAAAGCAUUUUCCCAGUCAAAUAACCUAACUGUACACUUGAGAAUCCAUACUGCAGAACGACCGUUUUUAUGCAACUUUUGUUCAAGCACAUUCCCACGUUCUGACUCUUUAAAGAGACAUUUACGUGUGCAUUCUGGAGAACGUAUUUAUGAAUGUAAUCAUUGUGAGAAAACAUUCUCUCAUGCAGGGAAUUUGAGUGAACACUUGAAGACACACACGGGGGAAAAGCCUUAUGCAUGUACACUUUGUGAGAAGAAAUUUGUGCAGUCAGGACACUUAACAAAACAUCUUAGAACACACACAGGGGAAAAACCAUUUUCAUGUUCAGUUUGUAAGAAAUCCUUCAUACAAUCAGGACACCUAUCAAAACACAUGAAAAUUCAUCAAAAAGACAGUUUAUAUCUUGGUACAUGUAGUAAGGAUUCGAGUUCCACAGAUCCCCCAGAAGCUCUAACAGAGCCUCCAACAUCAGAGAGUGUGUGUGCAGAAACACAGCCCACAAUAUCGUUAUAAAAAGAAAUGCUGGCAAACUGAAAGAGAUUCUAUUUAAUGUAUUCAAUAUUUAUGGCAAUUAGUUGUGUAAGAAAGUCUGUUUAAUUGCCUUUUAUGCAAUUACAACAUUAAAAAAGCUAACCAGUUGAAAAAUUAUCUGGGUAAUACUUGGUGUAUGCAUUACAAAAAUCCCUACUCUCUCAGUUUUUUUGUUACUUUUGUUUAUUUGUGUUGUAUUUUGUUAGAUAAACCUCACUUUUUUCUGGUUAAGAAGUAUAUAUGACCCUAUAGAUAAAGUUGUAUAUUAGAAGUUAAUGAAUUAUUUAAACUGAUCAUCAUACAAAAGACACACUGUUUAUUUUUUUGAAACCUUAGAAUAUAUCAAAAUAUUUUGUUAUUGUCCAAUGAAAAAAAAAAGGUAAAUAUAAAUUAAAUCAACCAGCUCAGUCAUAGUGUAUGUGUGUACAUAUUUACUAAGAGUGCCCAUACAAAUUUACAGAAAUGUGAAAAUAAAUUUAAAAAAGGUACCAUAUGACACACAUAAAACCCAUACCCUCUAUUUAUUGCCCUGAUAGAUUAACAAAUUAUGCUGCCAGCAUUCCACUGUUUCUCAGUACAACAAGUUAUACCAUAUGGUUAAAUUACUUCCAUUUUUUAGUGCAUCUGUAUUUGUUUAUUAACAUAUAUCACUUCUCAUAAACUAAUGUAAAUCGAUAAGAUGUUCAUUAGCUAAUCUUUAUAUCUAUUUCCUAGUUACAUUAUCCCAAAAUGGAGACCAUUUAGCCAAUGUAUACAACUCUCAAAACAAAUACUUGAUAUAUUCUACUUUUUAAAAAUUAAAUGGUUUAUAGCUAAUUUUCCAUUCUUGUAUGAACCAAAUACUUUAGUUGUUGGAGCAACUGUUUUUAUAGCCAGCUGAGGCUUUUCCCACUGUUGGCAACUUCAAAUUUGAAGUGGGGAGUUUAGUCAAGUAAUAGCUAUAGCAAGAUCUGAAAUUUCAACUGUUUUUCAUUUCUUUCAGUUUGAUUGGUCUGGAGGAAAAGGUUGUGCCAUCAUCAAUUUUAACAUUUCUCUUAAGCAGUUGCAAGCUGAUAGUUGUCAGCAGUCCUAAACCUUAACUGCACAGCAAUUGUAUUGUCUUGAUAAAUGGUACAUAAAUUAUAUAAUGAGUUAAAUCAAAUGAAGAUUAUUCACUGAAUGUAUUCACAUCAAAUUAUUUCUAUUCUGUUUGUAACUUUCAUGUCUCUGUUCUUGUUUGUAUUUAAUAUUUACUAAUGUAUUUGUUGAAAAGAGUUUAAAUAACCCUUUAAUUUAUGGAUUGGAAAUAAUCUUAUAUAACGUAUGUGUGUGUGUGUGUGUCUUUAAAAUGUACGAUGGGUGAAAAUUUAAGGUGGACAAUUACUGAUUAAAUGGUCAUAAGCUCAGACCUUAUUACCAUAACUAUUUCUUUUAGUGAUUUUGGCUAUGAAACAUAAUGUUACUGCUUUGCUAAUGAACAGGUACCAUACCUAUUACACCUUUAUUUGAGACCUACUUUAUGUUAACCACUCGGAGCAACAACACUUCUUUCACUAAAUUUCUCAAGAGCAAGAGCUUUUAAGAAAUUUAGUGAAAGUAGUGUUGUCAUUGAUUCCAGUAAAGCUUUGUUCCUUAUCUGGCAAAUUUCCUACUGUCUGUGGGCUCCAUCUAUCUCUUAUCUCUUGAAUUGGUAACAACUUCCUGUCACAUCAUACCCACAUAGUGUGUGCUGAUGGAGCUCUCACAAACACAAAUUCUAUCAAUACUGCAACUUUUUUAUUUACACAUUAAUGACCUACUCUGCUAUCACCUCUAACAAGGUCCUCUCCUUUGUUGAUGAUACAACCCUUCAAUUUUCUCUAACCUUCCACACUCAAGCAUCAUUCAUACAUAACUUAGACACCUCAUGCCAAAUCUGCCCCAACACCAUGAACAGAGAUUUCAAAAACAUCUUCUAUUGGAGCCAUGCCAAUUUCAUCUCCUUCAUCAGCACAAAAACACUACUUACACUCAUCAAGAAAACAUUAUUACAACAACCAUCACAUAAGGACCAUCAAAGUCCCUACAAAUGCUAGAUGGAAGAUCUCUUCUGCCAAACACACCUUUAACAACAAGACUGCAUUAUAAAGAAUGGCUUUUCACUUCAGAGCCAGUACAAUAUUUAUUUCUUCAUUGCCCACCAGGGGCUAAACACAGAGGAGACAAACAAAGACAGACAAAGGGAUUAAGUCGAUUACAUCGACUCCAGAACACAACUGGUACUUAUUUAAUUGAUUCUGA